Malus domestica (apple) is the source of this 1392-nucleotide messenger RNA. Lineage: Eukaryota; Viridiplantae; Streptophyta; Magnoliopsida; Rosales; Rosaceae. The record is from RefSeq and is a predicted model, not a curated record.
AUGAUGCAAACUAUACUAGGUAACAGGACAGAAAAUUAUUUCGACAUUAUAGACAAGGCGGGCAAUGGAGAAAAACCGAUAACUGUAAAUCAUUCAGUCGAGGUUGCACAUGAUAGUGAUACGUUAGAGAUCCACUUGUACUGGCCUGGAAAGGGGUCUACUGGUUACCGACCUAGUUUUAAUGGACCUCUAAUAUCAGCUAUUUCUGUGAAUCCUGAGUUUGAAAUUAAUCCCGACAAACUAAAAGGUCAACGUGUUGCAUUGAUUACGAUUGCUUCAAUUGUUGCUGCUCUGCUGCUUUUAUUGGCUUUUGCUUGGAGGAUGGGGUGGCUGACAAGCAAAGAGGUCCACAAGAUCAAAAUAGGUGUAGAAAAAAUAGAUGACGAGCUUCAAGAUAAAUUUGUCACCAUCAAAGAAUUAAUAAAGGCUACUGAAAAUUUUAGCGACAAAAAAAAACUUGGACGUUAUGGGACAGUUUAUAAGGCAAAACUGCAAGGUCACAUUGUGGCCGUGAAGAAACUAGAUCCCGCUCAAUUUAAGAAAAAAAUUGAAGACCUGAACAAGGAAAUUGGCACCAUAAGGUCAUUACAACACCAAAAUAUCCUCCAACUGUUGGAUGGUUUUUUUGAUAAAGACCUCCAACUUCUUGUUUACGAGUAUAUGGAAAAGCAAUCCCUUGCCGAUAUCUUAUUUGGCUCGAAUACUUCUAGCACAUUCAAGCUUGAAUGGAAUACAAGGGUUAACAUUUGCUUGGGAAUAGCAAAGGGUUUGAAUUAUCUACAUGAGCAUCCGAGAGUACAGAUUCUUCAUAGGAAUAUAAAAUCCGCUAAUAUUCUUCUUAAUGAAAAUUUUGAGCCUAAGAUAUCUGACUUUGGAUUUGCAAGUCUUUAUACCAAAGAAGAUAAGGUUAAGGUCAUCACAAGAGAAGUUCCGAAAGGCUACAUGGCGCCAGAGUGUUACCUUGAAACAAAUGAUAUAACGUACAAAGCAGAUGUUUACAGCUUUGGGGUGGUCAUGCUUGAAAUUGUUAGUGGGAAGAGAAACAUAUUGAGCAAACCAAACGAGGAAACUCAGGUUCUUUUAGAUAGGGCUUAUCAAGCACUUGCCGAAGGAAAUUUGAAGAGCUUGGUUGAUAAAAGUUUGUCUAAAUAUGAUGAAAAAGAAGCCCUCGUCAUUAUGAAAUUAGCAGUGUAUUGCACCACUCUAGGUCCUAGUGUCAGACCUAAAAUGUCUGAAGUUGUGAGUGUUCUUGUUCGCGAAAAAACCCUUGACGAGGUUUUUCCACCCGCCAAGCUCACUGGCGAUGGCAAUGUUGCUGGUUCCACCUCUUUGGGGAAGACUUCAGCAGCAUCAACUUCGUCUAAUGAUCACGGGAAAGUAUUUCUAGAUUGA